Messenger RNA from Melampsora larici-populina 98AG31, 1329 nucleotides. RefSeq lists its product as uncharacterized. The record is from RefSeq and is a predicted model, not a curated record. NCBI's taxonomy places the organism in Eukaryota, Fungi, Basidiomycota, Pucciniomycetes, Pucciniales, Melampsoraceae. Gene Ontology annotation, cellular component: endoplasmic reticulum membrane. Gene Ontology annotation, biological process: ergosterol biosynthetic process; farnesyl diphosphate metabolic process. Gene Ontology annotation, molecular function: squalene synthase [NAD(P)H] activity. The coding region runs from base 91 to 1329 and encodes 412 amino acids. The transcript has 7 exons.
AAUAAAAUCACUUUAAACCAAAUUCACACCAACAAUCCACCACUACCAGUACCACUCCAUCGAAAAAGUCAAACGAACGAAAUUCAAAUCAUGCCAUCAAUCAGAACCAUUGGAGAAUUUGCAUGGCUAGCAGUCACUCAUCCUAAAGAACUAAAGGCCGUAGUGAAUUACAAAAUCUGGCACGAGCCAAGAAGUAUAGAAGAUGAUCCAGAAGCUUCUCGAAUUCAUUAUAAAUCAAUGAAAGAAUGUUGGACAUUUCUAGAUCAAACCAGUAGAAGUUUUAGUGCAGUCAUCAAACAAUUAGAAGGAGAAUUAUCGAGAGUAAUUUGUAUAUUUUAUUUAAUUUUAAGAGGAAUGGAUACGAUUGAAGAUGAUAUGACAAUCGAAAUUAAAUUAAAAGAAAAGAUAUUAAAAACCUUUUAUCAAAAGUUAGAAGAACCAGGAUGGAGAUUCGAUGGAUGUGGACCGGAUGCCAAAGAUCGACAUCUUUUAUUAGGUUUUGAUUCAGUUAUCGAAGAAUUUCAACUCUUAGAUCCUUCUUAUCGAAAUGUGAUCUCAGAAGUUACAGCAAGAAUGGGUUCGGGAAUGUCACAAUUCUCACGUAUGGCAUACGAAAACCAAGGAAUAUUUUCAAUAGAUACGAUGACAUCUUUCGAUUCAUAUUGUCAUUACGUAGCAGGAUUAGUAGGAGAAGGAUUAUCUAGAUUAUUUGCACAAUCGAAUAAAGAAGAUUCCAUGAUAGGACAUCAAUUAACCCUAAGUAAUUCAAUGGGACUCUUACUACAAAAGACCAACAUUUUAAGAGACUUUCGUGAAGAUGUAGAUGAUGGUAGAAUGUUUUGGCCUAAAGAGAUUUGGAAUAAAUAUGUUGAACAUCCAAAAGAUUUAACUAAACCUGAAAAUUUACAAAAAGCACGUUGGGCAUUAACUGAAAUGACAAUAGAUGCCUUAAGUCAUUCAACUGACGCAUUAGAAUAUAUGACCAUGCUUAAAAACCAAUCAAUUUUCAAUUUUUGUGCAAUUCCUCAAGUCAUGGCGAUCGCAACACUUGAAAAAUGUUUUGAUAAUCUUGAUGUAUUUCAUAAAAAUGUGAAAAUUAGAAGAAGUAUGACAGUAGAUUUGAUGAUGAAAGCUGUUAAUCCAAGAGAUUUGGCUUACAUUUUCGUUGACUUCACUCAAAAGAUCCAUAGUCGCGCACGUCCAGAUGAUCCUAACUAUCUAAAACUCAGUAUAAUCGUAGCACAAGUAAGUCUACACUCUCAAAUCUACCAACCCUCUAUAAUUAUCUUCCAACCUUUGACUUUUCUCAUCUCCGUUUGGUUUUUCUAG